CUUUUUUUCCACCGUCAGAACGCUGCCCCUCUAUGGAACUACGCAUCGCAGCAACAGUAGACAUUCCAGUGCUUCGUUUUACAGCUGUUUGGCCUCAAAAGCUCAAGUCAGUCUGACUGGAUGGCUGGAAUCGAAUCACGAUGUCAACCUUACUCUCUUCCGUCUAUGAAAUUAUUAAGUUUGCCACUUCGAAUUCCCCUAUCGGUGUGGCUCGGCUUCCUCUGAUAAAAGGACCAAGAAGGCGGCGUUAAUGCUGGCUACACAUCGUUUCUUAGACCUUGACGUGCUACUGAGACGGACUAGUCAUGAUUGAAGAAGGGGUGUAUCAGAUUAAGAAUUUUGCAACCAACUCUGUUGUUCACACCUUCACUGAAGGUGAAAACGUGUUUGUCGCUCUCAUUCGUCGAGCUGACCCAGGGAAUUACGGAUUGUGGGAGGUUCUGUCACAUCCAACGUCGUCCCAUAUGCGUAUUUUCAAGAACAUUGCCCUUCAGAGCUCCAUUUCUGUUGGCGUCCAGGACGCCGGUGUUCAAACCAGCGGCAAGACUGUGCCAUUCGUUCUUCUAGAAGCACCGACAGGCUCGGAUGACUCGUGUCAUCAAGCUUUCAUCAUCAAACACCCUGACAGCGGUCUUGUGUGGACCAUCCCCAAGCUCCCUUUCAUUCGCGGACACGUUCAUCUUCGCCCGGAAAACGGCGCAGAGACGCAAAAGUGGAUCUUUGUCAAGCAGGAGGAGCACAAGAUGCCGUGAGUGGCCAUUACGACACGCGAUUUGGGGGGGGGGGGAUCGAUUGGGCAUGACUCACCGAUAUACUAUUAAGAAACGGGCAUGACACUCGAAGCUGGGUUGUAUUGGUGACGGUAGAGGGUGUCAUUACGCAGUAACAGCUAUAGAUGUUGAUAGGACUUAUUGGAAUUGGUGUAUACAGAAAUGACAUUUCAUUAUA
Marasmius oreades (fairy-ring Marasmius) is the source of this 948-nucleotide messenger RNA. RefSeq lists its product as uncharacterized. The coding region runs from base 306 to 752 and encodes 148 amino acids. NCBI's taxonomy places the organism in Eukaryota, Fungi, Basidiomycota, Agaricomycetes, Agaricales, Marasmiaceae. The transcript has 6 exons. The record is from RefSeq and is a predicted model, not a curated record.